AUGGCGGACACCCAGCCCGCUCCUCCACCAGCUGAGGAACCGCCGGCGUUGUCCGUGGCAGAAACGGCUAGCUUUACCCAGUAUCUCCGCCGUAUCGUCCCUGUUCUUUUAGAAGAUGAAGAUCCAAGCCUGAAAUCCCUGGACGCAGCCUUCGCCGACAAGAAUCAUGUCGAGUCCGUGAAGAAAUUCCUGAGUGACCCCCAAGUUUCUGCGUUGUUGGUUCAAAGAGCUUCCACUAAAGAUGAAAGUGAGGAAGUUAGUGAGGGAGGAGGAGAUGGAGAAGGAACAACCUCCUACAUCAUCACUUCAGAAGUUCAUUUCUCAAACUCCAAAAUGUCAAGUGUGGUACUCAUCAAGAGAGGUCAAGUGGUGGAAGCUGAUAAAAGUUUCCCGUCUCAGCUUCGUAUUAUGAAUUUCAGUGAAGGGUCACCUUACGAGACUCUUCAUGCCUACGUCAGUAAUGCGGUAGCCCCUUUCUUCAAGUCUUACAUUAGAGAAACAGGCAAAGCUGAAAGAGAUGGAGAUAAAAUGGCUCCUACAGUUGAAAAGAAAAUUGCAGAAUUAGAAAUGGGGUUAUUACAUCUGCAACAGAACAUAGAUAUCCCAGAAAUCACACUUCCUGUCAACCCAAUAGUCUCGCAGAUAAUUAAAAAAUGUGCUGAUGAGAAUCGCAAACCGAAAGUAGAAGAUUUUGGAAAUAAGGUGGAAGAUGCUCAGUUUUUGAACAAUCUUCAGAGUGGUGUUAAUAGAUGGAUCAGAGAAAUUCAAAAGGUAACAAAAUUAGACCGAGAUCCAGCGUCUGGUACAGCUCUACAAGAAAUAAGUUUCUGGUUGAAUUUAGAACGAGCAUUAUUACGUAUACAGGAGAAGAGAGAAAGUAUCGAAGUUGUUUUAACCUUAGAUAUUUUAAAACAUGGUAAAAGAUUUCACGCUACCGUCAGUUUUGACACAGAUACAGGAUUAAAACAAGCCAUGGCUACAGUAAACGAUUAUAACCAACUGAUGAAAGAUUUCCCAAUUAACGAUUUACUCUCUGCCACCGAACUUGAUAAAAUCAGACAGGCACUACAGGCUAUAUUCUUACAUCUUCGUAAAAUAAGACCUACUAAAUAUCCGAUCCAGAGAGCCCUGAGAUUAGUGGAGGCUAUUUCCAGAGACCUUAGUGCACAAUUGUUGAAGGUUCUAGGAACAAGAAGAUUGAUGCAUAUUCCUUAUGAUGAAUUUGAAAAGGUGAUGUCAGCCUGUUUUGACGUGUUCGUAGCUUGGGAUGAUGAGUAUGAUAAACUACAGGCCAUGUUACGAGAUCUGGUUAAAAAGAAGCGGGAAGAACAUCUACGUAUGGUUUGGAGAGUGAAUCCUGCUCACAAACGACUUCAAGCCAGAUUAGAUCAUAUGAGAAAAUUCCGAAGACAACAUGAACAGUUACGUCAAGUUAUUAUGCGUGUACUACGCCCAGUAACUGGUCGAGCUGGUACCCCCGGGGAAGAUGGGGAUGUUAUUAAGGGAGAACCUGUUGUAGAUGAAGCAGCUGAUGCUAAUGCCAUUGAGGAAGUUAACCUAGCUUAUGAAAAUGUAAAAGAAGUUGAUGUAUUAGAAGUUUCUAAAGAAGGUUCUGACUCUUGGGAAGCUGCUAUUAAAAGAUACGAUGAAAGAAUCGAUAGAGUAGAGACUAGAAUUACAGCUCGACUUCGAGAUCAACUUGGUACAGCUCGUAAUGCCAACGAAAUGUUCCGUAUCUUCUCGAGAUUUAAUGCUCUGUUUGUACGGCCACACAUUCGUGGUGCCAUCCGAGAAUAUCAAACACAAUUGAUACAGAGAGUCAAAGAUGAUAUUGAGUCACUCCAUGAAAAAUUCAAGGUGCAGUAUCCCCAGAGUAAAGCCUGUAGAAUGAGUAAAGUGAGAGAUCUACCCCCAGUAUCUGGUUCUAUCAUCUGGGCUAGACAGAUUGAGAGACAGUUGAAUGCCUAUAUGAGACGUGUUGAGGAUGUAUUAGGUAAAGGCUGGGAAAGCCACGUUGAGGGUCAGAAAUUAAAAAAUGAUGGAGAUAGUUUUAGAAUGAAGCUAAAUACACAGGAAUUAUUUGACGAGUGGACGAGAAAGGUUCAGAAUCGUCAGCUGAACGUGACAGGUAGAAUAUUUGUCAUACAAACAAUGAGAGUUUUAAAUAAAGGUAACAUACUCAAACUAAUGACCAACUUUCAACCUGAGAUAAUCCAACUAUCAAAAGAGGUACGAAAUCUACGUUGGCUAGGAUUCCGUGUUCCAUUGGUAAUUGUCAAUAAAGCACAUCAAGCGAAUCAGCUGUACCCCUUUGCUAUCUCUCUCAUAGAAAGUGUACAGACAUAUGAACGAACUUUAGAUAAGAUUGACACCAAGAGUCCACUAGCAUUAUUAGUAGCUGGUUUGAGGAAAGAUGUUCAAGAAUUGAUAGCUGAAGGUUGUAGUUUGGUCUGGGAAUCCUAUAAACUAGAUACGUAUGUACAGAGACUGUCAGAUGGGGUCUUCACCUUCCAGGAAAAGGUGGAUGAUUUAUUGGCUAUGGAAGCUGAAAUUAAUGUAGAAGUUAAAGCUCUAGAUACCUGUAACUAUAACGCUACUACGUUUAAAGCUAUUUUAAAUAAGAUACAGAAAGCAGUAGAUAAUCUCAGUUUACAUUCAUUUUCUAAUCUUCCUCAAUGGGUGGCCAAAAUGGAUGAAGAGGUUGAAAGACGCCUAGCAGCUCGACUAGAAGCAGGAUUAAAAGCCUGGACAGACUGUCUGAUAAAGAAAGAAGAAGAUGUAGUAGAUCAUUCUAUGGAUACAGAUGAACCCAAAACACCAGCUCCUAAACCUGGUGGAGAACCGCAUAUUAAGCCUUUAAUUCAUGAAUUACGUAUCACCAACCAAGUUAUCUAUCUCAAUCCACCUGUAGAAGAUGCUCGAUUCAACGUUUUACAAGAAUUAUUCGCUUGGGAGGCCGUAAUUACAGGAUUACCCAGAAUUCAACACUCCCGAUAUCAGGUUGGUCUAGAUGUCGACCCAGCUAAAAUAACAUAUAGAAAUGUUCUAACGAAGACGCCAGGGGGACCUGAAGUUCUGGAAGAUGCCUACAGCGCCAUCAAUAAAACCAUUAAAGAACUUGAAGAUUAUGUCACUGUUUGGUUCCGUUACCAAUCACUAUGGGAUUUGAACGCCGAUGUACUCUAUGGUCGUCUUGAUAACAAUAUGAAACUAUGGAUGAGUACAUUAGAAGAAAUAAAAUCUUCAAGAAAAACCUUUGAUACAUCAGAAACUCAGAAAGAAAUUGGUCCAGUCGUAGUCCAGUUCUCAAAGGUCCAGUCUAAAGUGUCUCUAAAAUACGAUUCCUGGCAUAAAGAAGUAUUGAGUAAAUUUGGUUCCAUGUUGGGUAAUGAGAUGACAGAAUUCCAUGCUGCCGUUUCUAAGUCUCGAAGUGAUUUAGAACAACAGUCAUUAGACACAGCCAAUACAUCAGAAGCUGUUGGACUGAUAACACAUGUCCAGUCAUUGAAGAGAAAGAUGAAUACAUGGGAAAAACAAGUAGAUAUGUAUAAAGAGGGUCAGAGAAUCCUAGAACGUCAACGUUUCCAGUUCCCUAGUAACUGGCUAUAUAUAGAUAACGUGGAUGGAGAAUGGGGUGCGUUCACUGACAUCAUGAAACGUAAAGACUCGGCUAUCCAGACACAAGUUGCCAGUCUACAGAUGAAGAUAGUGUCUGAAGACAAGAUCGUUGAGUCUAAGACGUCUGAUAUGUUAGGUGAUUGGGAGAAAGAUAAGCCAGUUGAUGGAGAAAUGAGACCAGACGCAGCCCUAAAAGCCUUGACGAUAUUUGAAGGUAAAUUUGGACGUCUGAAGGAAGAAAGAGAUAACAUAGCCAAGGCUAAAGAAGCUUUAGAACUAGCAGAACCAGGACAUGUGAGCCCCAGUCAGGAGAGAAUGGGAGUAGCUCUAGAAGAACUACAAGAUCUCAAGGGUGUUUGGAAUGAACUGUGUAAGGUGUGGGAACAGAUUGAUGAGCUGAAAGAGAAACCAUGGUUGUCUGUAGCCCCUAGAAAGUUGAGACAAUCUCUAGAUGCCUUGUUAUCUCAACUAAAAGAAUUACCAGCUAGGUUAAGAAGUUAUGCUUCUUAUGAACAUGUUAAACGAUGUCUUCAGAGCUAUGCCAAGGUGAAUGUAUUGAUUGUUGAAUUAAAAUCAGAAGCUUUAAAAGAACGCCAUUGGAAACAGUUAAUGAAACGUCUGAAUGUAAACUGGGUGUUAUCAGAGUUGACUCUUGGACACGUGUGGGAUAUCGACUUACAGAAACAUGAACCUGUCGUCCGUGAUGUUAUCAGUGUCGCUCAGGGAGAAAUGGCUCUGGAAGAAUUCUUGAAACAAGUGAGUGAAGUAUGGAGAAGUUAUGAACUAGAGUUAAUUAACUACCAGAAUAAAUGUCGUCUGAUACGAGGUUGGGAUGAUUUAUUUACCAAGGUUAAAGAACAUCUUAACAGUGUCAUGGCUAUGAAAUUAUCUCCUUAUUAUAAGCAAUUUGAAGAAGAUGCGUUAGCGUGGGAAGAUAAGUUAAAUCGAAUCAAUGCUUUAUUUGAUGUGUGGAUUGAUGUUCAGAGACGAUGGGUUUAUCUGGAGGGUAUAUUUACUGGCAGUGCUGAUAUUAAACAUUUAUUACCUAUCGAGACCUCCCGAUUCCAGGGAGUUAGUACAGAAUUCCUAGGACUAAUGAAACGUGUAGCCAAAUCUCCUCUAGUAAUAGAUGUAUUAAAUAUACCAAACAGUCAACGUCAACUAGAACGUCUUGCUGAUCUACUCGGUAAAAUACAGAAAGCUCUUGGCAAAUUUUAUUUUGUUGGAGAUGAAGAUUUAUUAGAAAUUAUUGGAAACAGUAAAAAUAUCCCGAGAUUACAGAAACAUUUUAAAAAGAUGUUUGCUGGUGUUGCAUCUAUUGUUUUAAAUGAAGAUGACUCACAUGUCACUGGAUUGAUGUCAAAGGAAGGUGAAUCAGUUGAUUUUGCCACGCCUGUAUCUAUCGCAGCCCAUCCUAAGAUUAACGAAUGGUUGACACUGGUAGAGAAAGAAAUGAGGGUCACUCUGGCAAAACUCCUGGCCUCUUCCGUGGCUGACAUGGCUAAUUUUAAAACUGGUAAAAUAGACCCUAGUCUAUAUCUAGAUUGGAUUGAUAAAUAUCAGUCCCAACUAAUAGUACUAGCAGCUCAGAUCUUGUGGUCUGAAAGUUGUGAUGCAGCCCUCUCAACUAUCGGCGCUCAGACCGGACAGAAAGACCUGACACCAAUGGAUGGUGUGUUAGCUAGCGUGGAAUCUACCCUUAAUAUUCUAGCUGACUCUGUUCUCCUAGAACAACCUGCUGUCAGACGAAAGAAAUUAGAAAGUUUGAUCACAGAAUUGGUUCACCAACGUGACGUAACACGAACAUUGAUUAAAAACAAAGUCGACAGUCAGAAAUCUUUUGAUUGGUUGUCACAAAUGAGAUUCUACUUCGACCCAAAAAAUCACGACGUUCUUCAACAACUAUCCAUUCAAAUGGCCAAUGCUAAGUUUAAUUAUGGUUUUGAAUAUUUGGGUGUUCAAGAUAAACUGGUCCAAACACCACUAACUGAUCGUUGUUAUCUGACUAUGACUCAAGCUCUGGAGGCUCGUCUUGGUGGCUCCCCCUUCGGACCUGCUGGUACUGGUAAAACAGAAUCAGUAAAAGCUCUGGGCAACCAAUUGGGAAGAUUUGUACUGGUAUUUAAUUGUGAUGAAGCUUUUGAUUUCCAGGCUAUGGGUCGUAUUUUUGUUGGUCUGUGUCAAGUCGGAGCCUGGGGAUGUUUUGAUGAAUUUAACCGACUGGAAGAAAGAAUGUUAUCAGCUGUCUCUCAACAGAUUCAAAUUAUUCAGGAAUCUUUGAAAGAACUCGCUGGACAGGACAAAAAAGGACAAUAUGUAAUGGCUGAAUUGAUUGGUAAACAAGUCAAAGUCAACGCAGAUAUGGCUAUAUUUAUUACAAUGAAUCCUGGUUACGCUGGACGAUCUAAUCUACCCGACAAUCUGAAACAACUGUUCCGUAACCUGGCUAUGACGAAACCAAAUCGUCAACUAAUUUCACAAGUUAUGUUAUAUUCACAAGGUUUCCGUCAAGCUGAAAAACUGGCCAGUAAAAUCGUACCAUUCUUCAAAUUAUGUGAUGAACAACUCUCACCACAGUCUCACUAUGAUUUUGGUUUACGAGCGUUGAAGAGUGUAUUAGUCAGUGCUGGUAACGUGAAACGAGAUAAAUUACGACAAGUUAAAGAGGGCUUUGAAGAACGAGGAGAAGCUCUGGAUGAAAGUGCCAUCGCUGAGAAUCUACCAGAACAAGAGAUUUUGAUCCAAUCAGUAAUGGAGACAAUGGUUCCGAAAUUAGUAGCAGAAGAUAUUCCAUUACUCCACAGUCUGCUGACAGACGUGUUCCCAGGGGUGAAAUACACAGCCAAUGAGAUGUUGGUAUUACGUAAAGAACUACGUAAGGUCUGUAAAGAAAUGUACCUAUGUUAUGGAGAAGGAGAUGAAAUCGGAACACAAUGGGUAGAAAAGGUUCUACAGUUGUAUCAAAUCACCAACCUACAUCAUGGUUUAAUGAUGGUGGGACCUAGUGGAAGUGGUAAGUCCAUGGCCUGGAAGGUGUUACUGAAAGCUCUAGAAAGAAUUGAAGGUGUGGAAGGCGUCGCCCAUGUUAUAGACCCCAAGUCUAUAUCUAAAGAGGUACUGUAUGGAAAUUUGGACCCUAAUACAAGAGAAUGGACAGAUGGUUUGUUUACACAUGUACUCAGAAAGAUUACUGACAAUGUACGAGGUGAAUUGAGCAAAAGACAGUGGAUUAUAUUUGAUGGUGAUGUAGAUCCUGAAUGGGUUGAAAAUUUAAAUUCUGUCUUGGAUGAAAAUAAAUUAUUGACUUUGCCUAAUGGUGAAAGAUUGGCUAUACCACCUAAUGUGAGAAUAAUGUUUGAAGUACAAGAUCUACGCUAUGCCACUCUAGCUACCGUUACACGUUGUGGUAUGGUUUGGUUCAGUGAGGACGUCCUAUCAACUGAUAUGAUCUAUGAAAACUUCCUAGAACAACUUCGUAGUGUACCUGUAGAGGAAAUGGAUGAUGAUUUUAGUGGUAAAGAUGAUCAAGAAUCUCCCUCACUCAUUGUUCAAAGAGAUGCAGCUGCUGUAUUCCAACCAUUCUUUACAUCGGAUGGUUUGGUGAAUCGUUGUAUGGAACAUGCUGUCGACUUGGAACACGUCAUGGAUUUUACACGUCUCCGAGCCUUGAAUUCCUUCUUCUCUAUGUUAAACCAGGGAGUUCGUAAUAUUUUAAACUAUAACCACAACCAUGCUGAUUUCCCUGUACCGCAAGAACAAAUGGAGCAAUAUUUAUCGAAAUAUCUAAUCUAUAGUUUAGUAUGGUCGAUGUCUGGGGACGGAAAAAUUAAAGUUCGACAAGACAUGGGAGAUUUUAUCCGUGGUAUUACCACUGUACCAUUACCACCCACUACCAAUGCUUCCGUCAUCGACUUCGAGGUGGCAAUGACAGGAGAAUGGGUAACCUGGCAGUCUAAAGUACCACAAGUUGAAGUGGAAACUCACAAAGUUGCCUCCCCUGAUGUAGUUAUCCCCACUAUAGAUACAGUACGUCAUGAGAGUUUAUUGUAUACCUGGCUAGCAGAACAUAAACCAUUACUACUGUGUGGACCCCCUGGCUCCGGUAAAACUAUGACCUUGUUCUCGGCACUGAGAGCUCUUCCUGAUAUGGAGGUGGUAGGGUUGAAUUUCUCCAGUGCUACUACCCCUGAACUCUUAUUAAAAACAUUUGACCAUUACUGUGAAUAUCGACGAACACCAAACGGAAUGGUUCUCUCCCCUGUUCAACUUAAUAAAUGGUUGGUGCUAUUCUGUGACGAAAUUAAUCUUCCUGAUAUGGACAAAUAUGGAACCCAGAGAGUCAUUUCCUUCCUGCGUCAGAUGAUGGAACAUGGUGGAUUUUAUCGUCCGUCAGAUCAGAUGUGGAUUAAGUUUGAAAGGAUGCAGUUUGUAGGAGCGUGUAAUCCUCCGACUGACCCUGGCCGUAAACCUCUUUCUCACAGAUUUUUACGUCACGUACCAGUAGUGUAUGUAGAUUACCCUGGUGAAACAUCAUUAAAACAGAUUUAUGGAACAUUCAAUCGAGCUAUGUUACGUUUGGUUCCCAGUUUAAAACCAUAUGCAGAUCCUCUUACCAAUGCCAUGGUCCAAUUCUAUCUUCUUUCACAGGAAAGAUUCACUCAAGAUAUGCAGCCUCAUUACGUAUACAGUCCUCGUGAAUUGACACGCUGGGUUCGUGGUAUCUGUGAAUACCUACGUCCAUUAGAGAAUCUUUCUGUUGAUGGUCUGGUGAGGAUCUGGGCUCACGAAGCUUUGAGACUGUUCCAAGAUAGAUUGAUAGAAGAUGAAGAGAGAUUUUGGACAGACAAGAAUAUAGAUCAGGUGGCAACUCAACAUUUCCCCAACAUAAAUCGAGAUGAAGCACUAGCCAGACCUGUACUCUUCUCGAAAUGGUUAUCUAAAGACUAUAUGCCUGUUAAUAGAGAGGAUUUAAGAGAAUAUACUAAAGCUAGACUCAAGGUUUUCUAUGAAGAAGAGUUGGAUGUACCUCUCGUACUAUUUGAUGAAGUAUUGGAUCACGUUUUAAGAAUUGAUCGAAUUUUCCGUCAACCCCAAGGUCAUCUGCUAUUGAUUGGUGUGAGUGGAGCAGGAAAGACAACUCUGUCACGAUUUGUGGCCUGGAUGAAUGGACUAUCAGUGUUCCAAGUUAAAGUACACAAUAAAUAUACAGAUUUAGAAUUUGAUGAAGAUUUACGAACUGUUUUACGAAGAUCAGGUUGUAAGGGAGAAAAGAUCUGUUUUAUUUUGGAUGAAUCUAAUGUAUUGGACUCUGGUUUCCUGGAGAGAAUGAACACCCUGCUAGCUAAUGGUGAGGUACCAGGUCUGUUUGAAGGAGAUGAGUACUCUACCCUGAUGACACAGUGUAAAGAAGGGGCACAACGUGAAGGUUUAAUGUUAGAUUCUAGUGAAGAAUUGUACAAAUGGUUCACUCAACAAGUAAUGCGAAAUCUUCAUGUAGUGUUCACCAUGAAUCCCUCAUCAGAAGGUUUAAAAGAUAGAGCUUCAACAUCCCCUGCUCUCUUCAACAGAUGUGUAUUGAACUGGUUUGGAGAUUGGUCUAAUGGUGCUCUGUUUCAAGUUGGUAAAGAAUUCACCAAUAAAGUUGAUCUGGAGAAAGGCAAUUAUGUUCCCCCACCAGAUUUCCCAAAGGCGUUUGAAGACUUAGUAACCCCCCCAGGACAUCGUGAAGCUGUGGUCAAUGCCUACGUGUUUGUUCAUCAAUCAUUACAUCAAGCUAAUUCUAGAGUCAGUCGUCGUGGUGGACGUGUCAUGGCCAUCACUCCCAGACAUUAUCUCGACUUCAUCAACCAUUUUGCCAAGCUGUAUAAUGAGAAGAGAUCAGAUUUAGAAGAACAACAGCUACAUCUAAACAUUGGUCUACAGAAAAUACGAGAAACCGUGGACCAAGUGGAAGAAUUACAGAAAUCAUUGUCUGUUAAACGUCUGGAAUUAGAACAGAAAAACAACGCAGCCAAUCAGAAACUCCAGCAGAUGGUCAAAGAUCAGCAAGAAGCUGAGAAGAAGAAAGUAACAUCGCAGGAAAUUCAACAAGCUCUGAUUGAACAAACUAAAGUCAUUAGUGAGAAAAAGGUCAGCGUAACAGAAGAUUUAUCGAAGGUAGAACCAGCUGUUAUAGAGGCACAGAACGCUGUAAAGUCCAUCAAGAAACAGCACCUUGUAGAGAUCAGAUCUAUGGGUAACCCACCCCCAGUUGUUAAGUUGGCCCUAGAGGGGAUCUGUCUACUACUAGGGGAGAGCUCCGGUGAUUGGAAGACUAUCAGAGCUGUGAUAAUGAAGGAGAAUUUUAUUACUAAUUUAAUUAACAUGGAUACUAAUGAUAUCAGUGAUGAGAUUCGUAAUAAGAUGAAGAAUAAAUACCUGAGUAAUCCAGACUAUAAUUAUGAGAAAGUGAACAGAGCUAGUUUAGCGUGUGGUCCUAUGGUCAAAUGGGCUAUUGCACAGAUUCAAUAUGCUGACAUGUUAAACAGAGUUGAACCACUUCGUAAUGAACUACAAGAUUUAGAAGAUAAAGCCAAGGAAAACCAACGUAAAGGAGAUGAAGUCAUGAAACUUAUUAAAGAUUUAGAAAACAGUAUCGCUCAAUAUCAAGAUGAAUAUGCCGGGUUGAUCAGUGAAGCCCAGGCUAUUAAAGCCAGUCUAGCUGCCGUAGAAGCCAAGGUCGAGAGAAGUGUAGCCUUAUUGAACAAUCUGGGUAGCGAAAAACAAAGAUGGGAGGCCGGUAGUGAAACAUUUAAAAAUCAGAUGGCAACUAUAAUAGGAGAUACCUUGUUGUCCUCAGCUUUCAUGGCCUAUGCUGGUUAUUUUGAUCAGCAGAUGAGACGUAAUUUAUUUAGUAGUUGGUGUGGCCAUCUUUCACAAGCUAAUAUACAGUUCCGAGCUGAUCUAGCACGAUCUGAGUAUCUAUCAAAUGCUGAUGAGAGAUUAAGAUGGCAGGCCAACGCUCUACCAUCCGAUGAUCUGUGUACAGAGAAUGCCAUCAUGUUAAAACGCUUCAAUCGUUACCCCCUGAUAAUUGACCCCUCGGGACAGGCCACAGAUUUCAUUAUGAACGAAUACAAGGAGAAGAAAAUUACUAAAACAAGUUUCUUGGAUGAUGCUUUCCGUAAGAAUCUAGAAAGUGCUCUACGAUUUGGUAAUCCUCUACUCGUUCAGGAUGUAGAAAGUUAUGAUCCUAUAUUAAAUCCUGUAUUAAAUCGUGAGUUAAGAAGAACAGGUGGUCGUGUAUUGAUAACUCUUGGAGAUCAAGAUAUUGAUUUAUCUCCCUCUUUCACCAUCUUCCUGUCUACAAGAGACCCAAAUGUUGAAUUUCCACCAGAUAUCUGUUCCCGAGUCACGUUUGUCAACUUCACAGUAACAAGAAGUAGUUUACAGAGUCAAUGUUUGAAUCAAGUAUUAAAGUCUGAACGACCAGAUGUGGAUGAAAAGAGAUCCGAUCUACUCAAAUUACAAGGUGAAUUCCAGUUGAGAUUACGACAACUAGAGAAAUCUCUACUACAAGCUCUCAAUGAUGUUAAAGGAAAGAUUCUAGAUGAUGACAGUAUUUUGAGCCAUCUUGAAACAUUAAAAACAGAGGCUGCUGAGGUAGCAAGGAAAGUAGAAGAAACAGACGUAGUCAUGGCUGAAGUAGAAACUACAUCUCAACAAUACGUACCACUAGCUCAGUCAUGUAGUUCUAUAUAUUUUACACUAGAGGCUCUACAACAGGUUCACUUCCUGUACCAGUAUUCACUUCAACUAUUUUUUGAGAUUUUCCAUUCUGUGUUAUCAAACAACCCAAGGUUGAAUGGAGUGAAGGAAUACGCCUCCCGAUUGUCGAUUAUUACUACAGACUUGUUCCAGGAGACAUACAGUCGUGUUGGUAGAGGUAUGUUAUUUAAUGAUAGAAUUACCUUCGCUAUUCAGUUAUGUCGUAUACAUUUACAGAGUACUGCAAGUGAAACGGCAUACACUGAAGAGUUCAGUUAUUUCUUACGAAGUCAAGAAGGUUUGAUCACAGAAAAACAGACGUCUGCUACCCAGGGUCUCACUUCCCAACAGCAAGCUGAUGUAGUACGAUUAAGUAAAUUACCAGCCUUUAAAAAUCUGGCAGGUGAAAUCAAGAGUAAUGCUGCUGAGUUUAAGAAAUGGAUCGAAAGCGCUACCCCAGAAGCUAAUGUACCACAACUCUGGGACGAAUCUAAGCCAUUGAGUGAAAUUGGUAAAUCUGUGUAUGGUCUGUUAUUGAUACAAGUAUUCAGACAAGAUCGACUGAUUGCUAUGGCCAGAUUAUUCGUAGACAAAACUCUUGGAUCUGAUUUUGUCCAUGCUGGAGAAAAGGAACUUAAUUUAGGAGAAAUUCUAGAAAAUGAGAUAAAAGCUAAUACACCUGUAUUGAUGUGUUCAGUACCAGGAUAUGAUGCUAGUGGUAGAGUGGAUGAUUUAGCUGCUGAGUUGAAUAAACAGAUUACACCUAUUGCUAUUGGUUCUGCUGAAGGGUUUACUCUAGCUGAUAAAGUGAUAAACUCGUCCAGUAAAUCAGGACGUUGGGUGGUAUUAAAGAAUGUACAUCUAGCACCACAAUGGUUGGUACAACUAGAGAAAAAACUACAUAAUCUAACCCCUCAUCCUAGUUUCAGACUUUUCUUGACCAUGGAAAUUAAUCCCAAGUUACCAACUAAUCUAUUGAGAGCUGGUCGUGUAUUUGUGUUUGAACCUCCACCAGGUGUCGCUGCUAACUUGACUCGUACUUUUAGUACUGUACCAGCCUCCAGGAUGUGUAAGGCACCAAAUGAGAGAUCACGUCUGUAUUUCCUACUGGCGUGGUUCCAUGCUAUAGUACAAGAAAGAAUGAGAUAUACCCCACUGGGUUGGGCCAAGAAAUAUGAGUUCACAGAGUCUGAUCUACGUGUAGCUUGCGAUAUGUUAGAUACCUGGGUGGACUCAGUUGCUCUGGGUCGUACUAACUUGCCUCCAGAGAAAGUUCCAUGGGAUGCAAUCCGAACGUUGUUAUCACAAUGUAUCUACGGUGGUAAAAUAGACAAUGACUUUGAUCAGAGACUACUGAGCACCUUCGUGAAUAAACUGUUCACACCGAAGAGUUUUGAAGGGGAGUUUACUCUAGUCAGUAAUAUAGAUGGCGUUGCCGGUAAAAAUAUCACCAUGCCUGAUGGAGUAAGACGUGAACAAUUUGUUAGUUUUGUUGACAAAAUGGAGGACAGACAGACACCAUCUUGGUUGGGAUUACCCAAUAAUGCAGAGAAAGUUCUACUCACUACACAAGGAAGUGACCUCACAGCUAAAUUAAUGAAGAUGGAGAUAUUAGAACAGGAAGAUACUAAUAUGGAUUCUUCAGAUGAUCAACAGAAGAGAAUGGAAGAUGGCCGACCAGCCUGGAUGAGAACAGUUCAUACGUCUGUUGUUACUUGGUUGAAAUUGGUACCACCUACACUCAGUUCCAUGAAGAGAACAGUGGAGAAUAUUAAAGAUCCAUUGUUCAGAUUCUUUGAAAGGGAGGUCAAUGCUGGAGCCAAGUUACUUCACGAUGUGAGACUAGAUCUAAACGACUUGGCCAAGGUUUGUCAAGGAGAAAAGAAGGCAACCAAUCAUCAUCGUACUAUGAUGUCAGAACUUGUUAAAGGUAUAAUACCAACUACUUGGAGAAGAUACACUGUACCAGCAGGAUUGACUGUUAUUCAAUGGAUUACAGAUUUCAGUGAGAGAAUUAAACAAUUACAGAAAAUAGUCAAGACAACACAAUCAGGUGGCGCCAAGGAGCUCAAGAAUAUUAAUGUGUGGCUAGGUGGACUGUUUAUACCUGAAGCCUAUAUCACAGCUACCAGACAAUAUGUAGCUCAAGCUAAUGGUUGGUCUCUAGAAGAACUUGCUCUUGAUGUUAGAGUACUGAGUGGAAAUUCUGAGGUUUUGGAUGCUUGUAGCUUCAGUGUUACUGGAUUGAAAUCACAGGGAGCUGUUUGUCAUGAAAAUAAACUAGAAUUAUCAUCCAAUAUUUCUACUGAUUUACCUUUAACUCUCUUACGAUGGAUCAGGUCUGAUGGAAAAGAUUCAAGUCAAGGAAAAGUAACUCUACCAGUUUAUCUGAAUGCUACUAGAGCUCAGUUACUGUUUACCUUAGAUUUCCAACCUGAAGGCAAGGAUCACAGUUUCUACGAGAGAGGAGUUGCUAUUAUUUCUUCAGAUUUGGGUUAA
Molecule: messenger RNA, 13863 nt
Organism: Lottia gigantea (owl limpet)
Lineage: Eukaryota; Metazoa; Mollusca; Gastropoda; Lottiidae
Exons: 91
Coding region: 1-13863 (4620 amino acids)
Biological process (GO): microtubule-based movement
Cellular component (GO): dynein complex
Molecular function (GO): dynein light intermediate chain binding; minus-end-directed microtubule motor activity; ATP binding
Source: RefSeq, a predicted model, not a curated record